This is a messenger RNA of Sceloporus undulatus (fence lizard), 2557 nucleotides long. It is a transcript of the gene HOXA1, whose product is annotated as homeobox A1. The record is from RefSeq and is a predicted model, not a curated record. Gene Ontology annotation, cellular component: nucleus. NCBI's taxonomy places the organism in Eukaryota, Metazoa, Chordata, Lepidosauria, Squamata, Phrynosomatidae. The transcript has 2 exons. The coding region runs from base 157 to 1197 and encodes 346 amino acids. Gene Ontology annotation, molecular function: DNA-binding transcription factor activity, RNA polymerase II-specific; RNA polymerase II cis-regulatory region sequence-specific DNA binding. Gene Ontology annotation, biological process: regulation of transcription by RNA polymerase II.
GCUGGCAGGGGGAGGCUGCCCAUUGGCCGCCCGCCCUCACGUGGCCCCCGCCCGACUGUACAUUCAUAUCAUUUCUCCUCCUGGGCCCCCAUGGAGGGAGUGGGAAAGUUGGCACCGUCACCCAGGACUCGGAAGAGCCGGUCAACCGGGUGAUAGAUGGACACGGCGGCCAGGAUGAGCGCCUUCCUCGACUAUCCGCCCCUGAUCAGCGGAGACUCCGCCACUUGCUCCUCCCGUGCCUACCAGCCCCACCACCACCACCACCACCACCAUCACCACCCAGAGCAUGGCAUCACGGCCAGCACCAGCUUCCAAUCCUGCGCGGUCAGGGCCAACAGCUGCAGCGGGGAAGACCGCUUCCUGGUGGGCCGGGGGGUCCCGAUAAGCCCCCACCACCCCCACCACCAGACUGGGGCCGCCUACCAGCCUCACCCCCCUCUGGGGAUGCCCUACUCGCACCCCAGCUGUGGGCCGGACUAUGGGGCUCAGAACUUCGGCGCCGCCGGGGGCUACGGGCCCCACUACCCGCUCAGCCAAGAGGCCGAGAUGAAUGGGGGCUACCCCCAAUGCGCCCCCGGCCUCUACUCCGGAAACGCCUCCUCCUCCUCCAUGGUCCAGCACCCGCAGGGCUACGCCGGGGCCACGGUGAGCUCUUCGGCCUCCUACAUCCACCCUCCUUACGGCGAAGACCAGCAGAGCUUGGCCCUCACCGGUUACAGCCACCCCUUGUCUCCUCUCCACCCCAACCACCAGGAACCCUGUGGCUCCCCAUCGUCGGAGACCUCUCCUCCGGCCCAGACUUUCGACUGGAUGAAAGUGAAGAGGAACCCCCCCAAAACAGGGAAAGCAGGCGAGUACGGCUACGUAGGCCAGCCCAACACGGUGCGCACCAACUUCACCACCAAGCAGCUGACCGAACUGGAGAAAGAGUUCCACUUCAACAAAUACUUAACCCGGGCCCGGCGGGUGGAGAUCGCGGCCUCCUUGCAGCUGAACGAGACCCAGGUCAAGAUCUGGUUCCAGAACCGGAGGAUGAAACAGAAAAAGAGGGAGAAAGAGGGCUUGCUGCCCAUCUCGCCUGCCACCCCGACAGGGAGCGAGGAAAAAACGGAGGAGUCCUCGGAAAAAUCCAGCCCAUCCCCUUGCACCCCUUCCCCAGCCUCCUCUACCUCAGACACUCUGGCUACCUCCAAUUGAACUAAGCACCCUCCACUCCCCGAUCCCCUAAGGCACAAUCGAAGGGUCAUUUUUAUAUUGUGUUUGAACUGUUUCUUUAAAAAAUCUACCUAGUAUUUCCCCACAACUCAUCCCUAGUUUGGUCCCAGGUAGCUUCUGUCCCGACUGGCCCUAAGCUGGUAUUGGGGAGAAGCAAGCCCCGCUCCUGAUCCUGAACCUCUUCAAUCUGGAAGGAAGUCUACUUGAUUUUUAAAGGACCUGCCUUCCAAAUUCGAGCAAAAUUUAGCUUCUUCUAAAAGCCAAGGAAAGCGAUGGGGUGGGGUUUAGUUAUGGUUGGUCUGUAGACCAAGAAUUUUGGAUUGCAGCGCUAACAGGUUCCAAGGUGGUACCCACAGUCCCCCUGAUUCAGCCUAACUCUUCCUCCCUCGGUUCUAAAGGCGAGGUUUUGUUUAUCCGUUUUCCUCUAUUGACCCUGUCUGGGAACAAUCAUAGACUCGAAUUGCCAAGGACAGUCUUUGCAGUAGCGAAGACCCAGAAGACACCCAAAUAAAUGUCCUCCCGAAGAGAUAGAUGCACUAUUCAAAAGCGUUUACACGAGUUCUAAGACUUUCCUCCUUUUAAUUUAAACGUCUCCGUUUGUUUUUGUGUGUAUGUGUGUAUGCGUUUGUGGGUUGUAAAUAUUUUGUCCAAGAGAUUUAUCUUUUUACGGAUUUUCUAGAGAUGUUUAGAUAAUGAGCUUAAACAGGGUGGUUGCAUUCUCACAACUUUUGCUUCGGCUUUUAUAAAUGAAAAGUGAGGAUGUCGCUAAUGCGAAACGUGUUCAACUCAAUCAGAUACCUCAAAAAAAUAAUAAUCACGGACUGGUGGACUUUUCUUUAAGAGAGUGGUUAGAAAAGGACGUCGAAAUUGCACUAGGUUUUGUUUGAUAAAUCAACCUGGCUUGUGAGCAUCUGUCUUUCCCCUCUUAACCUUUCCUUUCCCAAAAUAUGUGUUGGGUUAUUCCCAACCUAAUAUUAUCACCAAGAGGUGUGGGGGGGGUUUUUUUUGGGGGGGGGGGGAAGGAGUGGGAGACGGAAAAAACAUGCCCCCUUUCUUCUACCUGCACCCGGCCUUAGACUUGAAGUCUUUUCAGCCCAAAACUCCGGAAUGUGAUGGAUGGCCAAAUGAAUGUAUAUUUUAUGUGAUUCGUGUCUGGAACUUUGCAUGAUGCACAGAGCUUUGAUGUACUAAGUUAACUUAACACUGAGUUCUAUCAGUUGUCAUUUGUGAUGGAGUACUACUUUCUGGUUCUUUCUGUACAAUCAUUGGAGGUUCUGGGAUUCCGUGGGGAGAGGGGUGGGAGCGGAUGGAAUCCAGAGCAGAAUUUUACGGGUCCUACAAA